Liolophura sinensis is the source of this 1191-nucleotide messenger RNA. RefSeq lists its product as uncharacterized. The transcript is spliced from 7 exons. The record is from RefSeq and is a predicted model, not a curated record. Bases 1 to 1191 code for a protein of 396 amino acids. NCBI's taxonomy places the organism in Eukaryota, Metazoa, Mollusca, Polyplacophora, Chitonida, Chitonidae.
AUGCUCUCUCAGGCUCUUGGCGUUACAGAAGCUCCAGAAGGUCUGCCUGAAAGCACCAGCGAGCCGUCAGACGACGCCCACGACGAGGCUUGCACGGGGGCCAAUCGGCUAACAGACUCGCGUGGAUUCGUAUACAGUCCCGGGUAUCCUAAACGCUACUCCAAAACGCCAUGCUGGUGGAAGCUGUUUCUGGACAGGGGUCAAGAUGUGCAGUUCACUAUCUUUGAGAUGCAAUCUUUCUUCACGGGGUCUCCCCGAGACACCCCGGAUUUCUUGCGCGUGAGCCCCAGCGUUCCGGCGCCAUCUUGUCCGUUCAAGCAGAGAGACGUCGUGUCGUUUCAAGUUUUCCGGGGUGACCUGCUCACUGUGAAACAGUUCCGGGUCAGAUGCCAUAUGGAAGCGGAGAUAACUCUACGUCAGCUUAGCGGAGCGGGGAAGGGAGUAAGACUUCUACUGUUUUAUCAAGUAAUACCUUCUGAAAAAGAAGUCUCUGAUAUUCUCCCGGGAUUCCUCACGAGGCCGUGCACUGUCCCGAAAUCACACGAGAAACUGCCUGGGUACUUCGUACCUCAGAAGAAUCCGCUGCGUACUCAACUGGCUCCCUUUACAACAACAACAGUCACGGUUACCAUGCCGACAGGUAUGUCAUCACCAGAGCCCAGCGCGGGGGUGGAUGUUGUGGAGCACUACGACAAUUACAUAGGCUUGCUCAUCGGAUUAGUCGUUGGCGGUCUUCUCAGUGUCUGUCUGGUCAUUGGGGUGGCCGUUCUCUGUUUGAGGAGGAGGCGGUCAAAGGCUGGAGCUGACUACAAUUCUUUUAGUGAGGGCAAAACCGGAAGCACCACUGCGUGUUCGGUGGAUUCUGGGACAACCCAAACCUUGUUGGCCCUGGACAAAGAUGUAGCUAAGGGUACAUGCAACAACAGCGGGCCUUACGCAGUGUCUGGAUACUUGUGUGGCGGACAGGAAAAGGCGCCCAGCCCGCCGCCGAAAGUGCCACCGAAAAAUCCAGCAGGCGUUGUCAGAAAAGAAAGAGACAGUGUAAGUCCUGCACGAGACAGCAAUAACUCGAGGGUGGACAAAGCACGUGGAGAACCAGUCUAUGCCUCUCCCACCCAGAGGGAGGAGAGGAAAGACAGUGAUGUGAUAUUCGUGGAAAAUGACCUUUAUCAGCCGUUCGAGGCCACGUGA